AUGCCCACCACCGUCUUCUUCCUCCUCCUCUUUCUCUUCUCCGCCGUCGCCGUCGCCGCCCCGGUUCCGGGACUCGACACCUUCCUAACCCACCAAUCCCACAUCGACCCACAAGCCUCCAACGACACCUUCGAAUCCCUCCCUUCCACCCUCCGCAAAUCCCUCUCUUCCUUCCCUCACGCCGCCGCUGCCGCCGGCAGAACCAAUUCCCUAAUCUCCUCCCUCCUCUCCCUGUCGCUCCCGCUCUCGAUCAACCUCCGCCUCGUCGGCUCUGCCUUCCCGGCCGACUCCGAGGCCGUCCUCUCUUCCUUCUUCUCCUCCACCCACACCUCCGACCACUUCCACGUCAUAACCCCCGAUCCCGUCCCACCUCACAGCGGCUCCCACCGCCUCGCCGUCCGCCACUCCCCUCACCUCGACGUCUCGCACUCCCCGCCUUCCCUCGCUUCCCGACUCUCCGACGCCAUCAAAUCCGCCAUCGCCUCCACCCCUUCCCCUCUCCGAUCAACCCUCCUCUCCAUCCCCUACGACUCCGUCGACCAAAUCAUCCGCCAGGAAUUCGAUAAGGAGAAGCCCGCUCACGGGAUCUAUGUCUACUUGAUCUCAUUGGGUUCUCAGUCCAAGAGCUACGCUUAUUCGUAUUUCCCUGGCGAUUCCUCCCCUGGCUUCACUAAAUGCUCCGGUACCAUUUGGACGGGGAAGGAGAGAUACCUCUGGAUUGAUCUCUCCGCUGGGCCGGUGGAUUAUGGGCCAGCUUUGUCCGGCGAUGGGGUUUUGCCCCGAGGGGAAUUUCACCCUCUUGCGACCAUGCACGGCCGACCCAAGUCACAGAAGGCUCUGCUCUCUGAUUUAGCUUCAUUGGUUUGGAGUGCUUAUCAGGUACUGCUCGUCCCCUCACUGAGAAUUCCAGUCCACUUCGACAGCGCCUUGAUUGUUCAGUUCAUCCAUGUUUAUGCUUCCAAGAAUGGUAAGGAUACCACUGGUUUGGACUGGAAAGCAAUGGAGAGGUCCUUUAGGGAUGGAGCUAGUGAAGAUGGUUUGUUGCUAGGUGAUCAGUCUCUAAGCUUCAAGAGCUAUGAAGUGAAAUAUGAGGAGUGUUCAAUUUGUUCUUAUGCCAUUUCAAGAUCGAUCAAUUCGUACACCUCGAGGUUCCUGUUCGAUAACUAUACAUUGAUCGUGAGUGAGUAUUUGGAUUCCAAGCGAUUGCACCAGAUAUUGUCAGACUCGGCUGAAGAGUUUAAAAGGGUAGCUGGAAUUCCAGAGGAAGAUUACGCCACAGUGCUCCCUGUUUAUGUGUUCGAUCUCGAUUACAACAUGCUGCUGUUGCUCGAUCGAUACCAUCAAUCCGUUUCCUUCAGAGACAUGGUUGUAGCAGUGAGAACAAAAACUACCCAGACAGUGAGCGAUUACAGCUGCAAUGGACGACAUGUGUUCACUCAUACACGAGACCUCGAGCGACCUCUUGUUGGCUCGAUUCUCCAGAGCAUGUGGGGAGUUUCUCCAACUCACUUGUCAUGGAGUCCACGGCACAACACAACUCUAGUGGACUACACUUGGAGCGUGGGGCAGACACCCUUCGGUCCUUUCUCCGAGUCUUCGACCUUGUCCUUUGUUCAGAAGGAUGCAGCUAGGAGAAAUGUGCUGUUGACGUCGUUGAAUUACAGUAUAACAAGUGCGAUUGAAGUUCUUGGCUCGAUGGAAGCUCAUGGCGGGGAUAGGAGGCUGCUUAAGGAUAAGCAGCAUGUGGAAUUCGUGCAGCGGUGGAACUUGUUCAAGCAUAAGAUUGAUAAGGCGGUUUCUGCUUUGUCGAGAUUGGACUUCGAGAUGGCUUUGUAUUAUUUACGGUCUUCAGACCAUGAUCUGUAUGGCAUUCACUCGCUGGUGUAUCGUGCGUCGCAGGAAUUGGAGGCGUCACUUGCUUGCUUCAAAGAUCCGCCGUUUCCUUGGGGAUCAGUCUCGUUAUCCGCAGGAGGGUUCUUUGCUGUGUGUUAUUUGUAUGUGAAAAGGGAGAGCCUUUUUAAGAACAAGAGGAAGCAGUUUUGA
Messenger RNA from Linum tenue, 2043 nucleotides. NCBI's taxonomy places the organism in Eukaryota, Viridiplantae, Streptophyta, Magnoliopsida, Malpighiales, Linaceae. The record is from the annotation of a GenBank genome assembly.